Messenger RNA from Homarus americanus (American lobster), 585 nucleotides. Its product is annotated as cuticle protein AM1159-like. The transcript has 3 exons. Gene Ontology annotation, molecular function: structural constituent of chitin-based larval cuticle. NCBI's taxonomy places the organism in Eukaryota, Metazoa, Arthropoda, Malacostraca, Decapoda, Nephropidae. The record is from RefSeq and is a predicted model, not a curated record. Gene Ontology annotation, cellular component: chitin-based extracellular matrix. Bases 68 to 451 code for a protein of 127 amino acids.
GGGUAUAUAAGGCAGCUCCUCCACCAACCAGGCAUCAUUGUCCUCGACGCCUCACCACACACCAGACAUGAAGCUCGCAAUCCUCGCCUGCCUGGCCGCCGUGGCCAUGGCCGCCCCUCAGCUCCAGCAAGGCCUCCCAGUAGUACAGGUCCUCCGUGAUGAACAUCAACAGGACGAUAAUGGCAACUUCAACUACGCCCUGGAGACUGACAACGGCAUCUACAUGGCAGCCUCCGGCGUCCAGGGCUCACAGGGACAGAUCAACAUUGAGGGCUCCUACAGACUCCCUGACAAUGAAGGCGGCUUCCAAGAGGUCCGCUACGUCGCUAAUGAGUUCGGUGUCCAGGUCCAGUCCCCCCUUCUGCCCACUCCCCACCCACUCCCCGCCCACGCCCAGGAACUGAUCCGCAUCGCCGAGGAGCAGCGCGCUGCUGGCAUCACCUUCGAAUAAGAUGCUAUUUGUUAUCUCCAUCAACGACCUUUAAAAAAAAUCGACGUCAAAAACAUAAUGAAUUUGGAUAUAAUACAAGUAACUGUAUUUGUUUUGUAUUUGAUGUAUUGAUAAAUAAAUAACGUAUAUGUCAA